AUGACGCCUGCCUGCAGAAAGCCCACCCCUGAGCCGGUGAAACCGGGACUCCAGGCUCUGGACAGAUAUGGCCGAGUGGAAAGCGUCAAAAUUCUCCCAAAGAGGGGAUCUGAAGGAGGAGUGGCUGCCUUUGUGGAUUUUGUGGACAUCAAAAGUGCACAGAAAGCUCACAACUCAAUCAACAAAAUGGGAGAUAGAGACCUACGCACGGAUUAUAAUGAACCAGGCACCAUUCCGAGUGCUGCUCGGGGAUUGGAUGAUACAGUUACCAUAGCAUCUCGUAGUAGAGAGGUUUCUGGGUUCAGAGGAGGUGGUGGAGGGCCUGCUUAUGGCCCCCCACCAUCACUUCAUGCACGAGAAGGACGUUAUGAGCGGAGACUUGAUGGGGCUUCAGAUAACAGGGAGCGUGCUUAUGAACAUAGUGCCUAUGGACACCAUGAACGGGGGACGGGAGGAUUUGAUCGGACAAGACAUUACGAUCAGGAUUACUAUAGAGAUCCUCGAGAACGGACUUUACAACAUGGGCUCUAUUAUACAUCUCGGAGUCGAAGUCCAAACCGAUUUGAAGCUCAUGACCCCCGAUACGAAGCUAGGGCUCGUGAGCAGUUUACACUGCCCAGUGUGGUACACAGGGAUAUCUACAGGGACGAAAUUACCCGGGAGGUACGCGGCAGAAGGCCAGACCGGAAUUACCAGCACAGCAGGAGUCGGUCACCACACUCAUCCCAGUCUAGAAAUCAGUCUCCUCAGAGACUGGCUAGCCAAGCUUCUAGACCCACAAGGUCUCCUAGCGGCAGCGGCUCUAGGAGUAGAUCCUCCAGUAGUGAUUCAAUCAGCAGCAGCAGUAGUACCAGCAGUGACAGCAGUGAUUCCAGCAGUACUUCCAGUGAUGACUCCCCAGCCCGAUCCGUUCAAUCUGCAGCAGUCCCAGCACCCACUUCCCAGUUGCUGUCAGCUCUGGACAAAGAUGAGCCCCGAAAAAGCUUUGGGAUCAAGGUUCAGAAUCUUCCAGUACGCUCGACAGAUACAAGCCUUAAAGAUGGUCUUUUCCAUGAAUUUAAGAAGUUUGGAAAGGUGACAUCGGUGCAGAUACACGGAGCUUCAGAAGAGAGGUAUGGGCUGGUCUUCUUCCGCCAGCAGGAGGACCAAGAGAAAGCGUUGACUGCGUCAAAAGGAAAGCUUUUCUUCGGCAUGCAGAUUGAAGUAACAGCCUGGAUAGGGCCAGAAACAGAAAGUGAAAAUGAAUUUCGCCCCUUGGAUGAAAGGAUAGAUGAAUUCCACCCCAAAGCAACAAGAACCCUCUUUAUUGGCAACCUUGAAAAGACCACUACUUAUCAUGACCUUCGAAACAUCUUCCAGCGCUUUGGAGAAAUUGUGGAUAUUGAUAUUAAGAAAGUAAACGGAGUUCCUCAGUACGCAUUCUUGCAAUACUGUGAUAUUGCCAGCGUUUGUAAGGCUAUUAAGAAGAUGGAUGGGGAGUACCUUGGAAACAAUCGCCUCAAGCUGGGUUUUGGAAAGAGCAUGCCUACAAACUGCGUGUGGUUAGAUGGGCUUUCUUCCAAUGUGUCGGAUCAGUAUCUAACUCGACAUUUCUGCCGAUACGGGCCUGUAGUAAAGGUGGUGUUUGACCGCUUAAAAGGCAUGGCCCUCGUUCUCUACAAUGAAAUUGAAUAUGCACAAGCGGCUGUAAAAGAGACCAAGGGGAGGAAGCUCGGUGGGAAUAAAAUUAAGGUGGAUUUUGCAAAUCGGGAAAGUCAGUUGGCAUUUUACCACUGCAUGGAGAAAUCUGGUCAAGAUAUCCGAGACUUCUAUGAAAUGUUAGCAGAAAGAAGAGAAGAGCGAAGGGCAUCUUAUGACUACAGCCAAGAUCGUACAUACUACGAGAAUGUUCGUACUCCAGGCACAUAUCCUGAGGAUUCCAGAAGGGACUAUGCAGCUCGAGGGAGAGAAUUUUAUUCCGAAUGGGAAACUUACCAAGGAGACUACUAUGAAUCACGCUAUUAUGAUGACCCUCGAGAAUACAGGGAUUACAGAAAUGAUCCUUAUGAGCAAGAUAUUCGGGAAUACAGUUACAGGCAAAGGGAACGAGAACGUGAAAGAUUUGAGUCUGAACGGGACCGAGACCACGAGAGGAGGCCAAUUGAACGAAGUCAGAGUCCCGUCCACUUGCGACGCCCACAGAGUCCUGGCACAUCUCCCUCCCAGUCUGAGAGGCUGCCCAGUGAUUCUGAGAGGAGGAUGUACAGCCGGUCCUCGGACCGCAGUGGCAGCUGUAGCUCCCUUUCCCCUCCACGAUACGACAAACCUCGUGUGGAGCGCCAUUCAAAAAAUGAAAAGACAGAUAAAGAACGAACGCUUGAACAUCCCGAGAGAGGGGAGAGAGAGAGACGCAUAACAAGAAAGGAAAAAGUGGAGAAGGACAAAGCCGAAAAGCAAAAACGCAAAGGGAAAAUUCAUUCCUCCAGUUCUCAGUCCUCAGAAACAGAUCAAGAAAAUGAGAGAGAACUGAGCCCCGAAAAGCCAAGGAGCUCUAGUAAACCGAGCAGAGAGAAAGCGGACAAAGAAGGGCUAGCCCGAAAUCGCCUGGAACUUAUGCCUUGUGUGGUUCUGACGCGAGUGAAAGAAAAAGAGGGCAAGGUUAUUGAGCACGCCGCCUUUGAGAAACUGAAAACCAAGCUCGAUAACGACACUGUCAAACUGUCUGUCCCAGAUCAAAAACUUCAGGCCUCUCAAGCUGAGCCUGCAAAAUCAGACCUCUCUAAAGUGGAAUCUGUUAGACUAAAAGUGCCAAAGGAUAAGGGCCUUUCUAGCCACAUAGAAGUGGUGGAUAAAGAAGGCAGGCUUAAGCCCAGGAAGCUCCUGAAGCCCGAGCAGACUGCUGACGGGGUCAGUGCUGUGGAUCUGGAGAAAUUGGAAGCUAGGAAAAGACGCUUUGCAGAUUCAAAUUUCAAAGCAGAACGUCAGAAAUUGGAAGUCAAGAAAAGCAGUCUAGAGUUAGAGGAAGCUAGGGUGCUUUUGAAAAAGCAGCAUGACCUAUCAUCUAGAGAUGUCAUUGUGCUGAGGGAAGGUGAGUCUGAAAGAAAGCCUGCGCGGAAAGAAAUUCUUAAAAGAGAAUCCAAAAAAAUCAAACUGGAUAGACUUACUGCUGUUCCCAGCCCCAAAGACUGUCAGGAGCUUGCCAGUAUUUCUGUUGGGGUUGGCUCAAGGCCCAGCACAGACCUACAAGCAAGGCUGGGAGAACCAGUAGGCGAACUUGCGGAAAAUCAAGAGAGCCAACCCAAAAAACCCACUUCCUCAAAACCACAGCUCAAGCAGCUACAGCUGUCGGGCGACCAAGGACCAGAGAAAGAGGAUCUUAGGAAAAACUACUGCCAUCUUCGCGAGGAGACACCUGAACGUAAAGCAGGCCAAGAGAAACCACAUUCGGUAGCUGCUGAAGAAAAAAUUGGCAUUGAUAUUGAUCACACACAGAGUUACCGCAAACAAAUGGAGCAGAGUCGGAGAAAACAGCAGAUGGAGAUGGAAAUAGCCAAGUCUGAGAAAUUUGGCAGCCCUAAAAAAGAUAUAGAUGACUAUGAAAGGCGUAGCCUUGUUCAUGAAGUGGGCAAACCUCCCCAAGAUGUCACCGAUGACUCUCCUCCCAGCAAAAAGAAAAGGAUGGAUCAUGUUGAUUUUGAUAUCUGCAGCAAGAGAGAGAGGAAUUAUAGAAGUUCACGUCAAAUCAGUGAAGAUUCUGAAAGGACUGGUUGCUCGCCCAGCAUCCGACUGGGUUCCUUCCAUGAAGAUGACGACCCACUGAGCUCCCCUAGGUUAGUGACAGUAAAAGGGUCCCCUAAAGUAGAUGACAAAGGUCUUCCCUAUGCUAAUAUCACAGUCAGGGAAGAGUCCCUAAAGUUUAAUCCCUAUGAUUCUAGCAGGAGAGAACAGAUGGCAGACAUGGCCAAGAUAAAGCUGUCUGUCUUGAGUUCUGAAGAAGAACUACAUCGUUGGGACUCUCAGUUGAAACAAGAUGCUAGCAGAUUUGAUGUGAGUUUCCCAAACAGCAUAAUUAAGAGAGACAGCCUUCGAAAGAGGUCUGUGCGAGACUUGGAACCUGGUGAGGUGCCUUCUGAUUCUGAUGACGAUGGUGAUCACAAGUCCCACUCCCCCAGAGCCUCUGCACUGUUUGAAAGUUCCCCACUGCCUUUCAUCUUGAGGGACAGAGAGGACAAGCUCCGUGAGCGAGAGGAGAGACUCUCCGCUUCUUUAGAAAGGAACAAGUUCUAUUCUUUUGCACUGGAUAAGACAAUCACCCCAGACACUAAGGCUUUGCUUGAAAGAGCCAAGUCCCUCUCUUCAUCUCGAGAAGAAAAUUGGUCUUUUCUCGAUUGGGACUCUCGAUUUGCUACUUUUCGAAACAACAAAGAUAAAGAAAAGGUGGACUCUGCUCCCAGGCCUAUUCCGUCCUGGUACAUGAAAAAGAAGAAAAUCCGAACGGACGCCGAUGGGAAGAUGGACGCUAAAAAAGAUGACCAUAAAGAAGAAGAGCAGGAAAGGCAAGAACUCUUUGCUUCUCGCUUUUUACACAGCUCAAUCUUUGAGCAAGAUUCCAAGCGACUGCAGCACCUCGAGAGAAAAGACGGAGACUCAGACUGUGUUCCCGGCAGGUUGUAUGGGAGGCAGGCAUCUGAUGGCGGCGCAAGCAGCACAGCUGAUUUAGUUCAAGAGCCAGUUGUUCUAUUUCAUAGCAGAUUUAUGGAACUCACCCGAAUGCAGCAGAAAGAAAAAGAAAAAGACCAAAAGCCCAAAGAAACGGAAAAACAGGAAGAUGCAGAGAAUCAACCCAAGACCCCAGAACCUGCUUCUGAGAACAGAGAGUCAGAACUGAAAACCCCGUCUUCAGUUGGGCCUCCUAGUACCACCGUCCCGGCCGUAACCCCGGACUCGGCACCAUCAACACCGGAGAAGACGACGGCGAGUGAGAAGCCAACGGAGGUGCCUGCAGUAGCAGAAGAAAAGACUGCGGAGCCUGCCCCGGUCUCAGAAGAAGCAAAAGCGGGAUCCGAACGGACGCCUGCCCCUGUGGAACAACCUGCACAAGGAAGCUCGCACCCGGGAGUAGACACCAGUAAAGAUGCCGCUGUGCCUUCCUCAGUGGCUGAAGAAAGCUCACCAACUGACCAGCUGCCUUUUCUGGACGCCAAGCCUCCAACUCCCGGGGCCUCAUUUUCCCAGGCAGAGAGCAGUGUAGAUCCAGAGCCCAAUAGGACCCUACCACUUCCCAAGCCAACUCCAACGCCUGAGGAAGCCAAUGAGCCAAAGGUGGAGAAACCCGACUCGGCUGCUAAUGUUGAGCCAAAUCAAAAGACUGAAGUCGUUCCUGCCGUUCAGCCUCGGGCUUCUGAAGAGUUAGAGGCUGAGCCUCCAGUUGCUGCAAAAGAUAAAAAGCCAAACAAAAGUAAACGUUCCAAGACCCCAGUUCAGGCAGCUGCUGUCAGCACUGUGGAGAAGCCCGUCACCAGGAAGAGUGAGAGAAUAGACCGAGAAAAGCUAAAGCGGUCCAGUUCUCCUCGGGGAGAAGCACAGAAACUGCUAGAAUUAAAGAUGGAGGCUGAGAAAAUUACCAGGACUGCUUCUAAAACCCCUGCUGGGGAUCCUGAACACCUGGAGCCAAGCUUGCCCCUCAGCCGGACCCGGCGCCGAAACGUCAGGAGUGUGUAUGCAACCAUGGGGGACACCGAGAGCCGCUCUCCGGUCAAAGAGCCCCCGGAGCAGCCAAGACUGACCAGGAAGAGGUUGGAGCGAGAGCUUCAAGAAGCGGCAGCAGCCCCUACGACCCCUCGGAGGGGGAGGCCCCCCAAAACACGCCGUCGAGCUGAAGAAGAUGAGGCUGAGCCAAAAGAACCAGUUGAAACACCCAAACCAGCGGAGGGAUGGAGGUCCCCUCGAGCUCAAAAACUCACUGCCGCUGCUGGCUCCCAGGGGAAAGGCAAGGGGAAACACGACCCCAAAUCUGAUGCCGCAGCGGAACGCCUGGAGACUGCCACUGAGGUGGGUUCUCAGGGGAACGCGAAAGAAAACAGUACAAAAGCCAAGCCUGCUGAAGAAGCAGGAAGUGAACAGAAACAUGACCGAAAGGACGUGGGUACAGGCAGGACCCCCCCAGACCCUCCCCCAGUUGAAGGGCUAGAGAAGAAAACAACCCCUGAAAAAAACUCCAAGUCCAAGAGAGGAAGGGCGCGAAAUUCGAGGUCAGCAGUGGACAGAUCGGCCAACCUGAAGGCCGUGGAUGCUAGCGCAGGUGCCCGGGCAGCUACGAGGCUGGCAGGAGAUCCGGAAGCUGGGGUUACCGCAGUCUCCCCCGAGAAAGGCGAGAGUCCCCCAAAGGAGGGUAGUUUAUCAUCCCAGCUGAAAAGUGACCCGGUUGAUCCAGAGAAGGAACCAGAGAAGGAAGAUGUGUCUGAUUCUAAGCGUAACCCAGAAGCAACACAGUUGGCCAAGCAGAUGGAGCUGGAGCAAGCCGUGGAGAACAUUGCAAAGCUCACGGAAACUUCAGCCGCCUCGGCCUACAAGGCUGCAGCCUCAGAUGCACCCGAGGGCCGAGCCUCGGAGGACAGUCGGGACAAGCCGGCCCAUCAAGCUAGUGAAACGGAACUUGCUGCGGCCAUUGGCUCCAUCAUCAAUGACUUUUCUGGGGAGCCAGAAAACUUCCCAGCCCCUCCCACUUACCCCUCAGAGCCUACAGCAGAUGUUCAGCCCAACCCUCCAGGGCCACAGCCUCCCGAGGAAGGAAUGGAGCCUGAGACAGACGAGGCCGUGUCUGGCAUCUUGGAGACUGAGGCUGCUGCAGACUCUUCUGGGCCACCUGCCAGUGCUCCUAACACCUCGACAGGCCCAGCAGACACCAAGGAGACCAGAGGAAAAGGCAGCGCACCCUCUGACUCCGUGCAAGAAGCCAGAGGGGCCAAAGAAGCAGAAGUCGUGCGGAGAGACAAAGGGCGCCAGAAGACCACUCGGUCGCGCCGCAAAAGGCAAACAAACAGGAAAGCCGGGGCUGUGGCAGAGCCCCCUGCCUCUGAGCCUGAACAGGUGCAAAGCAAGAGUCCGGCUGCAAAAGAGGAGGAGGCGGUGGUGGUCCCUGCACCUGAAACCCCACAGGAAGAAAAGCCCCGCACCCCCGAGCCCAAGUCAUGUGCUUCUGACCUCAGCAAGACUCCACCCAGGGAGAGCGUAUCCCAGGAGAGCAGCGUUGAAGAAAAGACACCAACCAAAGGGCCGGCACCCCCAGACCUAUCCACCCCUUCUCAGCCAGUCCCAGGAGACGACGACCAUCCAGUCAGAUUCAAGGUACAUUCGAUUAUUGAAAGUGACCCAGUAACCCCACCCAGUGACUCUAGCACCCCUACUCCCACCGUUCCUUCGGUAACCGCAGCAAAGCUCCCACCGCAGAGUUCCCCUCCCACAGUGACCGAGUGGCUCACAAGGCAGGAGGAGCCACGAGCUCAGUCGACACCAUCUCCGGCUCUUCCCCCAGACACCAAAGCCUCUGACGUCGCCCCCAGCUCCAGUACCCUGAGGAAGAUCCUCAUGGACCCCAAAUACGCAUCUGCCACAGGGGUGGCUUCCACGAGCGUCACAGCCUCCAUUGCGGAGCCUGUCAGCGCCGCCCCUUGCUUGCAGGAAGCCCCGGCCCCGCCCCCACCUGUUGAACCGAAGAAGCCUCUCGUAGAGGAGAAAGCACCCGCGCCAGUAGCCAGCACCUCGGACGUGCAAGCCUUAGAGGUUCCAGUAUCUACCGAUAAAGAAAAACCGGCUCCAGUUAUUGCUCCCAAAAUCACAUCCGUCAUUAGCCGGAUGCCCGUCAGCAUUGAUUUGGAGAAUUCACAGAAGAUAACGCUGGCGAAACCUGCUCCUCAAACUCUGACCGGCCUGGUGAGCGCCCUGACCAGCCUGGUGAACGUCUCACUGGUCCCAGUCAAUGCCCUGACUGGCCCAGUGAAUGCUCUGAAAGGGCCGGUGAAGGGUUCGGUAACGACGCUGAAGGGCCUGGUGAACACGCCUGCCGGUCCUGUGAACGUCCUCAAAGGGCCAGUGAAUGUCCUGACGGGUCCUGUGAAUGUUCUCACCGCUCCCGUGAAUGCUGCGGUGGGCACAGUGAGCGCCACCCCGGGGGCAGUGAACACAGCCACAGGCACCAUCAAUGCCGCCACUGGCACAGUGACCGUCGCCACAGGGGCGGUGACCUCGGCAUCCGGCGGUGUGACUGCCACAACGGGUGCAGUCACCAUGGCUGCGGGGGCAGUGAUUGCACCAGCGGCAAAGUGCAAGCCGAGAACGAACACUAACGAAAACAACCGGUUCCACCCAGGAUCCAUGUCUGUGAUUGACGAGCGCCCAGCUGACACCGGCUCGGGGGCUGGACUGCGUGUGAACACCUCAGAAGGGGUUGUGCUCCUGAGCUAUUCAGGGCAGAAGACUGAAGGCCCACAGCGCAUCAGCGCAAAGAUCAGUCAGAUCCCCCCAGCCAGUGCGAUGGACAUUGAGUUCCAGCAGUCAGUGUCCAAGUCCCAGGUCAAACCCGAUUCUGUCACACCAUCUCAGCCUCCACCCAAAGGCCAAGCCCCAUCAGGCUAUGCGAAUGUGGCCACCCACUCCACCCUGGUACUGACUGCCCAGACGUAUAAUGCGUCUCCGGUGAUCUCCUCCGUUAAGGCCGACCGGCCAUCCUUGGAGAAGCCUGAGCCCAUUCACCUCUCCGUGUCCACCCCUGUCACUCAGGGCGGCACCGUGAAGGUGCUCACUCAGGGCCUCAACACCUCCCCGGUGCUGGUGCACAACCAGCUUGUCCUCACCCCGAGCAUCGUGACCACCAAUAAAAAGCUCGCUGACCCCGUGACCCUCAAAAUUGAGACUAAGGUCCUCCAACCAGCCAGCCUGGGAUCAGCUCUCACCCCCCAUCACCCUCCUGCUCUGCCCAGCAAACUGCCCCCAGAUGUGAACCACAUCAACUCGGGGCCCAGCACCCCAACAGACCGGACUGUCUCCCAUCUGGCUGUCACGAAGCCAGACGCACAUCCUCCCCGACCGAGUGGGCCCGCUCCAUCCCCGUUUCCAAGAGCUUGUCACCCGAGCAGUACUACGUCCACGGCCCUCUCCACCAAUGCCACGGUCAUGUUGGCCGCCGGCAUCCCUGUGCCCCAGUUCAUCUCCAGCAUACACCCGGAGCAGUCGGUCAUCAUGCCACCUCACAGCAUCACACAGACCGUGUCCCUCAGUCACCUGUCGCAGGGCGAGGUGAGGAUGACCACGCCCACGCUGCCCAGCAUCACCUACAGCAUCCGCCCAGAGACACUCCACUCUCCCCGGCCCCCCCUGCAGCCCCAGCAGAUAGAGGUCAGGGCCCCACAGCGUGCAGGCACACCCCAGCCGGCCCCGGCCCCGGCCCCGGCUCCUCAGCACCCUCCCGAAGAAGAGGUGCACUACCACCUCCCUGUCGCUCGCACCACAGCCCCUGUGCAGUCGGAGGUGUUGGUCAUGCAGUCUGAGUACCGGCUGCACCCCUACACAGUGCCUCGGGACGUGAGGAUCAUGGUCCACCCACACGUGGCCACAGUCAGCGAGCAGCCCCGGGCGGCAGAGGGCAUGGUGAAGGUGUCGCCAGCCAGCAAGGCCCCUCCACAGCCAGGGAAGGAAGCUGCCAAGACACCUGAUGCCAAAGCAGCACCUGCCUCCCACGGCGAAGCCCGCAUCCUCACAGUCACCCCCAGCAACCAGCUGCAGGGGCUGCCGCUGACUCCUCCUGUGGUGGUCACCCACGGGGUGCAGAUUGUGCACUCAAGUGGGGAGUUGUUCCAGGAGUAUAGGUACGGUGACAUCCGUGCUUACCACGCUCCCGCUCAGCUCACACACACUCAGUUUCCUGCCACCGCCUCCAUCGGCCCACCUUCCCGGACCAAGACCCCUGCGCAGGGCCCUCCACCCGAAGGGGAGCCCUCGAAGCCUGCCCUGUCGCCCACACAACCUGCCCAGACCACCCCAGUCACACAGCCUGCCCCACCUGUGCCGCCCUCCCAGCCCAGCCAACCCCUGAGUAGCAAAAUGCCCCAGGUCUCCCAGGAGGCGAAGGGGACCCAGACUGGAGUUGUUGAGCAGCCUCGACUCCCCACUGCACCUGCAAACAGGCCACCUGAACCUCUUGCCCAGAUUCCAAGGACCCCAGUGGAAACGGCCCAGACGUCCCACCUCUCUCCAGUGUCUGUCACCAUGAAGCCUGACCUCCCUGCCCCUCUCCCAGCUCAGGCCACCCCAAAGCAGCCAUUGUUUGUCCCCACAACUACCAGCCCCAGCCCCAGCACUGUCCCAGGACUGGCUCUGCCGCAUCCAGAAGCCCAGCCCACCCCCAAACAAGACUCCUCUCCACACUUGACUACCCAGAGACCUGUGGACAUGGUCCAACUCCUGAAGAAGUACCCCAUCGUGUGGCAGGGCCUGUUGGCCCUCAAGAAUGACACAGCUGCUGUGCAGCUCCACUUUGUCUCUGGCAACAAUGUCCUGGCCCACCGGUCCCUCCCCCUCUCUGAAGGGGGACCCCCCCUGAGGAUCGCCCAGAGGAUGCGGCUGGAGGCCUCACAACUGGAAGGGGUCGCCCGGAGGAUGACGGUGGAGACAGAUUACUGCCUGCUGCUGGCUCUGCCCUGCGGUCGAGACCAAGAGGACGUUGUGAGCCAGACAGAGUCCCUCAAGGCCGCCUUCAUCACAUACCUGCAGGCCAAGCAGGCAGCGGGGAUCAUCAACGUUCCCAACCCCGGCUCCAACCAGCCCGCCUACGUGCUGCAGAUCUUCCCGCCCUGCGAGUUCUCGGAGAGUCACCUGUCCCGGCUGGCCCCUGACCUUCUUGCCAGCAUCUCCAACAUUUCUCCUCACCUCAUGAUUGUCAUUGCCUCCGUGUGAACCACCUGGGCGGUUUCCCGAGGUGCCGCAGCCACACACACAGGACAACCCAGCCAAGUGGAGGAUGAAGCUGCUGAGGGGGACAGACUCCACUGCCAGCCGGCUAGCCUCCCUCCCGCCCGCCUGCCCGGCUCCUGUCAGCCAGACCUCUGGGCAGUGGUGCUGCUACCUUGUAUGUUUACAUGCCGCUUUAGCCCAAGGACAGACCACCAACUGAUGGACCUGCAGACACCUUGGGGGCUGGGUUUCUCUCUCCUCUUUUUGGAGAAAAGGAACAGGGCUGUGGAAUUAAUUUUUUUGUUUGUUUUGUUUUUAAGAAACAAGAAAAUGGAACUGCCUUUGCACUAAAUUAGUGACUUGGACUCUUGCACAGUGAAGACAGGCUGUGACACUCUGGAUGCUGGUGUGUGAACACAUAUCGGGGACUCAUGCAGGACUUCAAACUUCUGCGGAAACCCUGGCGUCGAGGAACAUUUCAUGAGUUUUUUGGUCCCUCUCCCCUCCCCCUGCCCAUACUCAUUUGGAUGCGUCUCUUUUAACCUCUGCUAGCGCCGUAGGAGUCACCUGGACGCAUCGUUUACACUUGACAGCAAGCAGGAGGAGCGAACUUCCUUUUGGUGGGAUAUGCAGAACUUGGGAUGUGUGUAUAUAUAAAUAUAUAAUAUAUAUAAAUAUAUAUAUAAUACUGACUUAAAAAAAUCAAAAUUUCCCCUCACAUACAUUUUUUUUAAUCUGUGCCAAAAAUGUGUUUUCAGAGAGAAUCUUAUUUUCAUACUCAGACUUUGUAUCGUCACUCAUUUGUAUAAGUGCGCUUCGUUACAGCACGGCCUGCCCUGCGACGUGAAGUGUCACACAGCACCUGUAUAAAGACUGGCUGGUCUCACCCUACCUGGAGCUCCCCCAACUCCCUAACACUUAUUAAUUUAUGAAACUGUUUUUCUCAGCGCAGUUUUGUUUUGUGUGUCCAUUGGAUUACAAACUUUAUUAAAAAAUACAAAACACA
This is a messenger RNA of Echinops telfairi (small Madagascar hedgehog), 11932 nucleotides long. It is a transcript of the gene SPEN, whose product is annotated as spen family transcriptional repressor. Gene Ontology annotation, cellular component: nucleus. The record is from RefSeq and is a predicted model, not a curated record. The transcript is spliced from 15 exons. Lineage: Eukaryota; Metazoa; Chordata; Mammalia; Afrosoricida; Tenrecidae. Gene Ontology annotation, biological process: regulation of transcription by RNA polymerase II. The coding region runs from base 1 to 10929 and encodes 3642 amino acids. Gene Ontology annotation, molecular function: mRNA binding.